This is a messenger RNA of Cyprinus carpio (common carp), 1537 nucleotides long. RefSeq names its product transmembrane emp24 domain-containing protein 2-like. Gene Ontology annotation, cellular component: COPII-coated ER to Golgi transport vesicle; Golgi apparatus; endoplasmic reticulum-Golgi intermediate compartment. The record is from RefSeq and is a predicted model, not a curated record. NCBI's taxonomy places the organism in Eukaryota, Metazoa, Chordata, Actinopteri, Cypriniformes, Cyprinidae. Gene Ontology annotation, biological process: endoplasmic reticulum to Golgi vesicle-mediated transport; intracellular protein transport; Golgi organization.
GGCUCGUCUAAAGCUUGACGUGGCAUCAUCGGUAGCGCAGCUAGCGCUUCGAAGUCUCCGCCUUUAUCGGUCCAGCGCGGCGUAAAGUCUCUUUUAUGGGUUUCAUCCCUCAUUAAUACAGCGCACCAAACAUGUUUACGCUCUCGGAACUCGUCGUGCUCCUCGGCGCGCUGUCUUACACGGCGAGCGGCUAUUUCGUUAGCAUCGACGCUCACGCGGAGGAGUGUUUCUAUGAGAACGUCAACUCGGGCACGAAAAUGGGCCUGAUGUUUGAGGUCGCCGAGGGAGGAUUUCUGGACAUCGACGUGGAGAUAACCGGUCCGGACGGGAAGCAGAUCUAUAAAGGAGACCGCGAGUCCAGCGGCAAGUAUUCUGUAGCCGCCCAUAUGGACGGAACCUACAAGUUCUGCUUCAGCAACAAGAUGUCCACCAUGACCCCUAAGAUCGUGAUGUUCACCAUCGACAUCGGGGAGGCACCCAAAGGACAGGACAUGGAGACCGAGGGAGGCGGGGACAGCUGGGAUGCUCAUCAGAAUAAGCUGGAGGAGAUGAUCAACGAGCUGGCGGUUGCCAUGACGGCGGUCAAACAUGAGCAGGAAUACAUGGAGGUCCGAGAGAGAAUACACCGCGCAAUCAAUGACAACACGAACAGCAGGGUGGUGCUGUGGUCCUUCUUUGAGGCUCUGGUGCUGGUGGCCAUGACCCUCGGACAGAUUUACUACCUGAAGAGAUUCUUUGAAGUGCGGAGAGUCGUAUAAAAAUCCUGUCUGUGUUCCACAACAUAAACACAUCGAGUCUGUGAUUUAACAGUUAUACGAAUUGGAUGUCCAAUUCAGCAGAGAUGGGAAGAACGUGGUUGUUCGCUAGUCCACCAAUCUGUGUUUUAGUUUUCAUUUGCCCCAGCUGUAGAUCUCUUCAUUGUUUGUUUGGUAAAGGGUGCGAUUUUGAAUUGUUAAUUCGUUGAGUUUGUUUAAGCCCCGACUUUAUUGAACAGUCUUCUUUUUAUUUUUUUGCUCGGUGUUUCUUUUUCAAUACUGUUACGAUUGCACAAUACUAUGAGAAUGAUGUAAAGGUGAUGAUGUGGUAUUGCCCCAAUACAAGAACAUGGUUUAGGAUUGUAUGGAAUAAAUCCAUAGGAUGAACAAUGUUGUGAGUGGAUGUGAAGUCAGCGGUCGUCAGGAGCACAUUUCAUGUCAUUUUCACUGCUCAUUAUCACAUUUAGUUAUUCUAACAACCUCCAUGGCACAUAUUUAAACCUGAUGCUGGUAAAUUGACUGCUUAGUUACUUUUGCAGAUUUUCUGGUGUGUUUUUGAAAUGUUUAAUUUCAGUUUCUUUUCUUUCUCUAUCUCCAGUCUCUUCACACGGGAGAAACUCUGUAGUUUUGUACCAUUUUUGUUGUCUAAACCAACUCUUUCAUUAAAGAAUCUGGCUAAGGCUACUGGUGAACUGAUGAUAAAACUCUAAACCUCUGAAGUUCAAUGAAUAUGUGUGUCAAAUAUGGAUUUGAUUUAAUAAACAUGAAACGUGUUCUUAAAA